AAGGAAAGCCCUAGGGGAUCAACUUUGCAUUCCUGCUUAUAAUUGUAGUUCGCUAAACCCUAGCAGAUCAUUCUAGGGUUUUUGACUUGGACUAUCGUCGCUCUCAAACCGAACCAGAUUGUUACCAAUUGAACUAGGGCUAGAAACUAGUUACAAUGUAUCUUCAGUUUUACAUAAACGAGAACGGCGACAAAGUCUACACAACCAAGAAAGAAUCACCGCUGGGAUUGGCAACCCAAUCCGCACAUCCAGCUCGCUUUUCUCCGGAUGACAAGUACUCUAGGCAAAGAGUUCUCCUGAAGAAGAGAUUUGGGUUGUUGCCAACCCAGCAGCCGCCACCCAAGUACUGAAAUCGUGAUUAGGCUUGAACAUUUAUGGCUUGCAUUGUUUAGAAGCAUUUAUGAAUAUGGAUAUUUCCUAUCGCAUGCCAAAGUGUUAUAAAGUAUUUCUGUCAUGUGGCCGAACUUGGUAUGUCUGCCCAUACUGCUGCUAAGAAUAUUCUGCUAGGAGUCUUGAAUUGGUUCCCUCUAAUAUUCUGCUGCUAUGAAUAUUCUGCUAGGAGUCUUGAAUUGUUUGCUUUGGUUGUAAUUUUUGUAUCCAUCUUGCGGGGUUUUUCUUUUGGUUGUAA
Tripterygium wilfordii is the source of this 628-nucleotide messenger RNA. RefSeq names its product H/ACA ribonucleoprotein complex subunit 3-like protein. The transcript is spliced from 4 exons. NCBI's taxonomy places the organism in Eukaryota, Viridiplantae, Streptophyta, Magnoliopsida, Celastrales, Celastraceae. Gene Ontology annotation, cellular component: box H/ACA snoRNP complex; box H/ACA telomerase RNP complex. The record is from RefSeq and is a predicted model, not a curated record. Gene Ontology annotation, molecular function: box H/ACA snoRNA binding; telomerase RNA binding. Gene Ontology annotation, biological process: ribosome biogenesis; positive regulation of telomerase RNA localization to Cajal body; rRNA pseudouridine synthesis. The coding region runs from base 156 to 350 and encodes 64 amino acids.